UAGCUACAAGGGCACUUGAAAUUAAUUCCAGAAUUUUAGUUAAUUCAUUACAUAUCAUUGAAAGAAGCAAAGGAUGAUUAAGUUUUUGCAUAGUGAAGUUGAAAAAUUCCAAGCUCAAGCAAAAAUGGAGUCGAGUCAAGUGAAGAUAGACGCCGUUAGACGCGAAAACGAACGAUUGAAAAUUAAAAUAUCGCAAAUGACGAAAGAUUGCGACUCUCUAAAGAUGCAAAUCCACGAUCAUUCAGUUCGACUUGACCAAAUUCACCAUCAGCCACGAAAAUUCACAAGCCCAGGCGAGCAAGCGAAUGACCUCGUUGCUUUGAACCUCGGGAGAUUUUUUGAUGAUUCAAAGUUCGCCGAGCUGGAAAUUAUAAAUAUCAAUCACGAAAUUAACGAAAGUGGAAAGGACGGACUAAGCAAGCUCGGAAAACUCGAACUAAGUCUCGAUUGCAAGUCUCAAUCACGAGAUAGCUUUCUUGACGAACCAAAUGUAGAAGAAAAUAACGCGUCAGACAAGUGCAAAAGUCGAAAAGCUUCAAGAAGCGGAUUGGAAGAUCACGAGAUUAAUUUGGAAAUGAAGCCUUUGAAGAAGCCUAGGGUUUCCAUUAGGGCUAUGUGUGACACCCAAAAUAUGAAUGAUGGAUGCCAAUGGAGAAAAUAUGGACAGAAAAUAGCAAAAGGGAAUCCAUGCCCUCGAGCCUAUUAUCGGUGCACGAUUUCCCCCACUUGCCCGGUUAGAAAACAGGUACAAAGAUGUCGCGAAAACAUGUCCAUACUAACCACCACCUACGAAGGGACCCACAACCACCCCCUCCCGCCGUCGGCCACGGCAAUGGCCACCGCCACAUCAUCAGCCCUCUCAAUGCUCACGUGCGGCCCCACCACCACCACCUCAUCAACUGCCUCGACCACAAACAAAUCUAAUAAUCUCUUAAGAUUCGAUUUCUCUACUAACAAAUCGGAUAAACUUUCGACAUCGUUUUUCCCUCGAGCCUCCAUCACAACAUUGCAGUCGCACCCUACUGUUAUCCUGGACCUCACCGCACCGAAUCAAAUCCCAACUCCGUACAAAAAACCUCCACUUUCGACAUUUUCUUCUUCUUCGUCUUCUUCUUCGUGUCUAGAUUUUUCGAGCUUUUAUAGUAAAGGUCAAAAUUGUAGUCAUAAGAGCAACCAAUUUGCACUUCAAUCGGCAUUAUUAGAAGCUGCAAUUACAUCGGUUGUUGGCAAUGGCGUUGUUACUACUAAUCAUAUUAGCUUUUCAGAUGCAUUGGUGGAUAGCGGGGCUAUGAUCGGGUGUGGCGCGGGCUACUGGGACAAAAUUAUCCAGUACUCGUUGGAUUCACAGCAAAAGAACGUUGCAUCUUUUCAACCGUUCUAAUUAGGCUACAAUUAUUAUUAUU
Messenger RNA from Striga asiatica, 1403 nucleotides. The record is from the annotation of a GenBank genome assembly. NCBI's taxonomy places the organism in Eukaryota, Viridiplantae, Streptophyta, Magnoliopsida, Lamiales, Orobanchaceae.